AUGGCCCUGAGAGCCAUCCUAGCUUCCGCCCUGGUGGCUCUUCCCUCAGUCUUAGGCCAGGACAACAUCGGAUUCGCUAACGGUACCAACGCCAUUACGACAAAGAACUGGGACGCCUUGAUCGUCAAAGAUUCAGGAACUCUCGCGUCUCUUAGACCAAAGGGUAGUAACUUCGAUUUUCUCCCAUACGACUUGAUGCUUCUCAACCGCCGCGUUCAAAACGGCUGCUAUCACUGGGGCGACAUCACGAUUCGGUAUCGAGACUCUUCUUCAACAACAUGGAACGAGAGCAGCUCGGCUACGGUGAGAAAACCGGUACUAAACCUUGAGAACGAAGCAUUGGCGUCAUCAGACCUGUCUCCGACAAUGUCUCUCGGUCCGCUCAACAUCACGCGCGAAUGGAUCGACGUUUCUGGUGAUCUAGGUCUACAAUUCACUAUCGCCAACACCGGAGACAACGACAUCGAAAUCGGGUCGCUGGGAUUCGCGGCAGCGGUGAACAACAUUUUCACCAAGAGAAACGUCACCGACGUCAAUGAGAAAUGUUCAUUCAUGGAGCCCUACAUCGGCCAGGAUGCCGGCCAUCUACGUGUAAUUCCCCUGAACGGAGUUGGCCCAGCUCUCGUUAUCACGCCACUUCACAAGACGCCUCUGGAGGCAUAUAGAUGGCUUUGGGAGGAUAAUAAAGGCGAGACAAGAAUUGGGUCAAACAUGUGGGAAGGAUUCUUCGACUGGACGGUCCACAGCAAAGCCUGGUCCGAGAACGAGUGGAAAGACGCCGAGGCAUGGAAUCCGCCCUCGAGCGUUAUCCUCAAGCCUGGAGAGUCGCGCAUAUAUGGAGUCCGCUUCAAGGCAGUAACCGAGGGAGUACGGCAGAUCGACGCAGCUAUUCGCGAAACGGAGACUCCAAAUGCCAUCAGCAUACCUGGGUAUAUAAUCCCACGGGACACUCAGGCUACACUGCAGCUGCAAACAACUCUAAACGUCGUCUCUAUCUCGGCUCAACCCUCUGAUGCCCUCAGCAUUACGCAAAAGGAAGACAAGACGUACAUAGUCCAGCCAUCAUCGACGGCGUGGGGUCGUGUACGACUGGCGGUUGUUUAUGACAAUAAUACCACGCAGACCAUUCACUACUACGUCACAAAGCCAGCUUCAGAGGCUGUCAGGGAUCUGGGUGCUUUUCUUACCACGAAGCAUUGGUUCGAAGACGACUCAGAUCCGUUCGGGCGUUCUCCCUCUAUCAUGGGCUAUGACGGUGAGAUUGGGGCUAUUGUGGAACAAGAGAAGAGGCUAGCGCCAGCUGGACUGAGCGACGAAGGAGGAGCAGGAGCCUACGUGGCGGCUGCCAUCAAGCAAACCUUCCAACCAGAUGCAGAGGAAAUCGCCAAGCUGGAGGUGUUCAUCGACAAGGUUCUUUUCAAAACCGUUCAAGAUGAGAACUAUGCCGUCAAACGAGGCGUUUUCUACUAUGAUCCUGAGUUGGACUACAACUAUACCAUCACGUCCGGCCCAAAGAAGGAUUACGCGGAUCAGAUUGGCCGCGCGUACAACUAUGUCUGGCCUGCGGCAACUUACUGGUCUCUUUACCGCGCUGGAAGAUCUCGGCCAGGCCUUUUGAGUUCUCAUAACUGGGAAUGGUAUCUCCGACAAGCAUACAAGACCGUCAUGAGAGGAAUGGAAGCGGACAUUGGAUUCAAUGACAAAGGACUCAUGGGCGAGACCAUCUUCGGAAACAUACUGCUUGACCUGGAGAGAGAGGGCAAAGCUUGUGAAGCUGCAAGUCUGAGAGCGGUAAUGAGAAAGAGGGUCGACAAGUGGUUGACGGAAACCUACCCGUAUGGUAGUGAGCAGUCUUGGGACUCCACUGGCCAAGAGGGGGUUUACUUUUGGUCAAGAUUCUUUGGCGAAUCUGCCCUUGCUGAGCGUGUUAAGAAAAGUGUGCUUGGCUACAUGACCACAGUUCCUCACUGGGGCUAUAACGGAAACGCGCGACGAUACUGGGACUUUGUGGUUGCUGGGAAGCUUCAAGUGAUUGAACGUCAAAUUCACCAUUACGGCUCCGGGCUGAAUGCACUCGUGAUGCUCUCGGCAUUCAGAGAUGAUCCAUCCGACUACUAUCUGCUUCGUGUCGGAUACGGAGGCACAAGUGGUCCACUUUCCAACAUUCGAGAGGAUGGGUUCGCUUCCUGCGCCAUGCAUGCGUGGCCAGAACAUCUUUCAUGGGACGGCUUCAGCGGCGACUACGGGCCGAACUUCGUAGGAAUGGUUCUUGGAUCAGGGACCUAUCUGGUAGAGGAUCCUGAUCUCGGACUUGUUGUCUACGGCGGGUCUCUCCGGACUGAGGGAGACGUUGCCAUUGUACAAGUUCGUGAUCCGGUGCGUCAAAAGAUCUUUAUCGGAUCUCUUGGGGUUGAGAUCAGCAUCGAUGCGGGCGUUAUCGAGGAGUUUACCUUCAACCUCAAAUCCGGCCGCAUUUCAGUGAGGGUUGGCCAGCUUGAAAGUGCACCUCAAGCCGAAAGCACUGUCAUCUGGAUUACGACUACGUAUCAAUCUUUCAAAAGGGCUACUGAGUACAAGGUCAUGACGGAUGGAGUGGAAGCCGAGGAAGACAGGCAAGGAAGCAAAGUUAGUUUCCACUCGGAUGCUAUAGAGAUUCAGAUAGAUUAG
Colletotrichum karsti is the source of this 2667-nucleotide messenger RNA. RefSeq lists its product as uncharacterized. Lineage: Eukaryota; Fungi; Ascomycota; Sordariomycetes; Glomerellales; Glomerellaceae. The coding region runs from base 1 to 2667 and encodes 888 amino acids. The record is from RefSeq and is a predicted model, not a curated record. The transcript has 3 exons.